AUGAAGGAAAAAGAUUGCGAAUCUUCGGAAAAGGAAACGCGGAGGUUAGGUCUUGAUGCAGACAACGAAAACCUCGAUCGUUUCUUACAAAUGGAUCCAAUGAUUGAACAUCGACCCAAAGAAAUUCAAAACGUAAUCAGCGCCGAUAAUUUUCCUUCAGUGAAUGUGAAAAAUCUUGAAAGAUAUUUCAGGAAACAUAAAAAAUCAGUAAUUCUUGAUGACAACAAAGCCUUGGAAAACUUCAACGAAGACAAUAACGAAGAAGUUAUGAUCGAAGGUUUCCUUAUCAUGGUCAGCAGAUCAGCAAUUCACACGAUAAAUGAUUUAUCGAGUGAGCUUGUGAACGUGAAUGCAGCAUUAGUCCACGAGAAAGAUCGCCACGAAUCUCAUGUCUUUCAAAUCGACCGAUUGAGAGCCAUGUUAAGAGCAUCGAGUGGGGAUGGCAGCGAAUAUCGUUCGAGAAUCAAAGAAUUGAAAAACUUUAUAGAACGAUUUGACGAAGAAACUCGGUUGCUGAAAACCGAUGUCCAAGAGAAAACAAAUCUCCAAAGAUGUUUUGGCCUGAACGAGAACAAAAUAACCAGCUUAAAAUCGUUGAUGAGCGAGUUGAGAACGAAACUGAAAAACGACCGAGAUGCUUUAGCCACUAGAGGGAAUCAAUGGUGCUCGGUUUACAUCGAAAAAAUUCAUCGGUUAGAAACUUGUGUAGGAAAUUUAUUGUUACAGGUUGAAAUGACAGGAUCCAAUUUGAAACUCGAAACGAGGACUUUGGAGUUCGACGAUUCUGCAUAUCACAGAGAAAUAAGCGAAAUAAAACAACUGACGAAACGCGUUGCCUGCGAGCUCAAAAGUUUGUCGAUGAUGCCAAUAAAAAAUGGCUCUCGGGUCGGCAGUGAAAGUUGCAUCAAAUAUUUCAGAAGAAUCGGAUCUCUGGAAAAACUCGUGACAGACUCGAUGAGUAUAAUUGAAAAUCUACGUGCUCAUUCCAAAGCUUCAAAUGUCGGAGGAUCGCAGUCGACGAAGACGGAGGAUUUAGAGUGCGAUGAGAAAGUCACGACACUCGAAAUUCUAGGAAAAAAGCUAAUAUUCGGUAUCAAAGAAUUGGAAAAAGUGGUUGCCGCAGGCGAUGGAAUGCACUUGCUCGAAAAAAUUCGUCGACUAGAGGCUUCGAUAAAACGUUUGAAAAACCAAUUGAAGAAGAGUGAGGAGGACAAGCUUUCGUUGACUCUCAAAUUAACAGGGGCCAAAAUCGCUUACGACGAACAGUUCGAAGAGCUGGAAAUUAUUCGAAGGAAGCACGAAAAAAUGUUAAAUAAACUGAGAAACCGAGGUAAAUUGUUGGCUGAUGAAGAACACGUGGUUAAAAUUAUCCGUGAGCUCGAACAAUCGAAACUGAACGUAGUUUUACUGAGCGACGAAGUCGAUCGAUUGAAUUCGGAACUUCGGAAUACACGAUCGGAAAAAGAACAGCUUGAAACAAUUGACAUGAAAACGAAACUCGUCAGCGCCGAAAAAACGAUGGAACUAUUGAAAAAAGAAAUUUCGGAACUCCGGAGCGAUGAAACCAAUCGAGAGAACCAGGCGAUUACCGAAAUAAAAAAAUUGAAAUCUUCGCUGAAAAAUGCGAGUGAAAAUUUGGAGAUGAAAAAUCGUAAAAUAGCAGAUUUAGAAAGCAGUUUGAACGGAAUGAAAAUGGAAAAAGCGAAAAUUGAGCAAGAAUUGUCAUGCUCGAAGAAACAAAUCGAAACUGUCAUCGUUCGCUUGAACGCUGAAAAAUCAUCUCAUUCCAAAGUGCAGAAAGAUCUUCAAAAGCAUCUAUCAGAUUAUCGAUCACUGGCUGUUGAGCUUGAAAAUGUACGAGAAGAAAAGAAAAAUCUUCAAAAAAAUGUCGAUCACUUGGAACGAGAAAAAGCUCAUUUGAAAGCUGAAGUCGAUAAUCAACGACGAGAAAAAAAGUCGAUGGAAAACGAAUCAUCGUUUCUAAAAUCGAAGACAGACAAAUUGCAACGAGCGCUCGAUGAGCAGCUCGCUAAAAAUCAACACUCGGCAAAAUCAGAGGUUGAAAAAUUACUGGAAACAGGCACGAGAUUGAACGAAACGAUUGAUGUGAUAAAUUCGGAGAAAGAGAGACUUGAAAAACGUUUGAAAAAUGUGGAAAAUGAUUGUGAAAUACUCGAGAAUAAAUUGUCCAUUUUGAAUGGCGAGAAAGAAGCACUCAUGAGCGAUUCGUCGACGUUGAAUCAACGCAUUAAUGAACUGACAGAAGAAGCGGCGGUUUUGCGUAACACGGUGGCCGAAAACAGUGCAGAACGGUCGCAGCUUAUCGACGAUCACGAAAACACGCUUGGUGAAUUAAAAAGAAAAGUACUCGAGCUUGAAAACGAACGCGCGAAUCUUGCGAGAGAAGUGACGAAAGUUAGUGACAAGAAUUCACCGUUAAAACGAGAUUACGAGAAAAUCGCUUGCGAGAAUGAGAACGUUCGAUCACGCGGAAAAAAGGAUGAAAUUAGUCGACUGGCAGACGGGGGGAACGAGGCUUUGAAACUUCAACUCUCAAAAUGGAGCAUUUUCAUCUCGGAGGCUGACAGAGAAGAAGCGAAAAAAGUGAUAGAGAAAAUGUACUCCGAGCUCGCUCAGACUCGUGCGGAAAAUAGCUCUUUGAAAAAGUUACGCAACCGAAGAAGAAUCGUUGAUGAAAAAUCUUCGAAAGGCUCUCGCAAAUUAGAAGACGAGAUCAACGCGUGGAAAUCGGAGAAUGAGUUAUUGAGAAAUAAUCUCGAAAUGGCGAAAGAUCAAAUGAACUUGAACGAAAUUAAAUUAAGAGACAUCGAAACUGAAAAAAACAUGCUGAAGGGCUCGAUCGAGGGAUUGAAAGAGCGAUAUAAGGUAUCGAUAAAAGAAACGGAGGACGCUCGAUUACGGAAUGAAAGGUUGGAUGAGGAAAUUGAAGCGUUGAAAAAAAAUUGCGAAACAAUGAGUCUCGAGGAUUCGGCACUCAAACUGGAGGUGCGAAAUUUACAUCAAGACUUGAUCAACAUGAAAGAUGAAAAUUCUGAAAUACGAAGAAACUUAGUUGAGAAACAGAACGAGCUCGUCGCUCUCAAGGAUGAGCUAGCAAAAUCGCGAGCUGAAAAUAUUUCCUUGUGCACUCAACUGGAAUCUCGAAACGCGGAUUGUCGUUCUCUCGAAGAGGAAAAUACGAGUCUCAAGAACGGAAUCGAAGAAAUAAGAACAGAAAGCAUUUCAGUGAUCGAAGAAGUAAAAGAGCUCCGAAAUGAACAGAAAAAUCUCAUCGCAGCAAAAUUAACGUUGGAAAGUAAAUUGAUCGUUGCCCAAAAACAAAUCGAGAAGUAUGAUCUGGCAUCCGAACAGUUGUACGAUUUGGAGAACAAACUUAAGAAUGCACCUAGGAACCUCGCGAUUACAAAAAAAAUGUUGGUAUUGGCGAACCAAGAAAUCGAUCACUUACGCAGUUUCGUGAAUCCGGUAUUCGGAAAUUCCAACUACACGGAAAAAAUAGAAGCAACUUGA
This is a messenger RNA of Venturia canescens, 3531 nucleotides long. Its product is annotated as putative leucine-rich repeat-containing protein DDB_G0290503. The record is from RefSeq and is a predicted model, not a curated record. The transcript is spliced from 3 exons. The coding region runs from base 1 to 3531 and encodes 1176 amino acids. Lineage: Eukaryota; Metazoa; Arthropoda; Insecta; Hymenoptera; Ichneumonidae.